Penicillium alfredii is the source of this 567-nucleotide messenger RNA. Its product is annotated as snoRNA-binding rRNA-processing protein IMP3. The transcript is spliced from 3 exons. The record is from RefSeq and is a predicted model, not a curated record. NCBI's taxonomy places the organism in Eukaryota, Fungi, Ascomycota, Eurotiomycetes, Eurotiales, Aspergillaceae. Gene Ontology annotation, biological process: rRNA processing. The coding region runs from base 1 to 567 and encodes 188 amino acids. Gene Ontology annotation, cellular component: small ribosomal subunit; small-subunit processome; Mpp10 complex. Gene Ontology annotation, molecular function: snoRNA binding; structural constituent of ribosome; rRNA binding.
AUGGUCCGCCAACUCAAGCACCAUGAGAAGAAACUCCUCCGCAAGGUCGACUUCCACACCUACAAAUCCGACGGCAACCACCGCGAGCACCAGAUCCGCCAACGCUACCUGCUGCAAGACCCAAUGGACUACCGCAAAUACAACGCACUGUGCGGCUCGCUGCGCCAGCUCGCGCACAAGCUCUCGGAACUGGACCCGGAGUCCGACGCCCUGCGCAAGAAGAUUGAGUCCGAGCUGCUCGAGAAGCUGUGGCGCAUGGGCAUCCUCAAGCAGUCGCGCGAGCAGGGUGCGGCGCUGUCGCGUGUCGAGCGUGAGGUUACGGUGUCGGCGUUUUGUCGGCGGCGGUUGGCAGUUUUGAUGGUGCGGACGGGGAUGGUGGAGACUAUUAAGGCUGCCGCCACCUUCAUCGAACAGGGCCACGUCCGCGUCGGCACCGAGGUCGUCACGGACCCGGCGUACCUGGUCACCCGUAACAUGGAGGAUUUUGUUACCUGGGUCGAUUCCAGCAAAAUCAAGCGCAAUAUUAUGCGCUACCGCGAGAAGCUGGACGACUUCGAUCUGUUGUAA